UCUAGUGUGUGUGUUACAUAGUUGCUGUAAGGCGCAUAAUUGUCAUUCAGUUGGAGAAAAUUUUUUCGUGAGGUUUAGUUGUGUCAAGAUUCGUGUAACUGCUCUGCCAUGGCACCGACAGGUGAAGUGGUGAUUGGCGACGGGCGGAGCGCCUCCGCAGUGAACCGGCUGCGCUGGGACCUGAGCCCCCAGCAGAUUCACCAGCUGACUGAGCAGCUGAUUCAGACGACCUCGCUGGUUUACGACAGGGUGGGGGCGGUGGAGCUGGACUCGGUCACCUACGAGAACACCCUGAAAGAGCUUGCUGAUGUGGAGGUGGAGUACACAGUUCAGCGGAACAUGCUGGAUUUCCCGCAGCACGUGUCCUCCAGCAAAGAGGUUCGGACGGCGAGCACGGACGCAGACAAGAAGCUGUCGGAGUUCGAUGUGGAAAUGAGUAUGAGGGAGGACGUGUAUAAACGCAUCGUGGCUUUACAGGGGAAGCUGGAAUCAGAAGCUCUGAGUCCGGAAGCUAAGAGGUACAUGGAGAGGCUAAUCAAGCUGGGGAAGAGGAACGGGCUGCAUCUGCCCAAGGAGACUCAAGAGGAAAUUAAAGCGAUCAAGAAGCAGCUCAGCAACUUGUGUAUUGACUUCAACAAGCACCUGAACGAGGACACCACCUGCCUGGAGUUUAGCAGGGAGGAGCUGGGAGGUCUCCCAGAGGACUUCCUUGGCUCCCUGGACACUCAAGAGGAUGGUAAACUGAAGCUCACUCUGAAAUACCCUCACUACUUCCCAACUAUGAAGAAGUGCUAUGUCCCAGAGACCAGGAAGAAGCUGGAGAUGGCCUUCAACUCCAGGUGCAAAGAGAUGAACUCCAAGAUCCUGAAGGAGCUGGUGCAGCUGCGAGCUCAGAAGUGCGCCCUGCUGGGGUUCAGCAGCCACUCUGACUUUGUGCUGGAGAUGAGCAUGGCCAAGAACAGCAAGAACGUGGCCGCCUUUCUCGAGGAGCUGGCACACAAGCUGAAGCCGCUGGGCGAGGAGGAGCGAGCCGCCAUGCUGCUGCUGAAGAAGGCGGAGUGUGAGAAGCGUGGCGCUCCCUUCGAUGGGCUGAUCCACGCCUGGGACACGCGCUACUUCAUGACCCAGGUGGAGGAGACGCAGUACGCCGUGGAUCAGAACCUGCUCAAGGAGUACUUCCCCAUGGAGGUGGUGACGCAGGGCCUGCUGGACAUCUACCAGGAGCUGCUAGGGCUGCGCUUCCAGCUGGAGGAGGGCGCCCCCGUGUGGCACGACGAUGUCAAGCUCUACUCAGUCAGGGACCGAGUCUCGGGACACACCAUCGGACAGUUCUACCUCGACCUCUUCCCCAGAGAGGGGAAGUAUGGCCACGCAGCCUGCUUUGGGCUACAGCCCGGCUGUCUGCUCCCCGACGGGACCCAGCAGAUGGCAGUGGCUGCCAUGGUGGCCAAUUUCUCCAAGCCGACCGUGGAUGCACCGUCUCUGCUGCAGCACGACGAGGUGGAGACCUACUUCCACGAGUUUGGCCAUGUCAUGCACCAGCUCUGCGCAGAGACGCAGUUUGCCAUGUUCAGCGGGACCCACGUGGAGCGCGACUUUGUGGAAGCCCCUUCUCAGAUGCUUGAGAACUGGGUCUGGGAGAAGGAGCCUCUGCUCAGGAUGUCCAAACACUAUAAAACAGGCAGCCCCAUCCGGGAGGAGCUGCUGGAGAAGCUCAUGAAGUCUCGUCUCGCCAACACAGGUCUCUUCAACCUGCGUCAGAUUGUGUUGGCGAAGGUGGACCAGGCUCUGCACACCAAGCCUGACUCUGACCCUGCCGAAGAGUACGCCCGGCUCUGCAAAGAAAUUCUGGGGGUGCCAGCCUCGCCAGGAACGAACAUGCCAGCCACGUUUGGUCACCUGGCCGGGGGGUAUGAUGCCCAGUAUUAUGGUUACCUGUGGAGUGAGGUCUUCUCCAUGGACAUGUUUUACACCCGGUUCAAACAGGAAGGCAUCAUGAACCCCAAGGUGGGGCUAGACUACAGGAACUGCAUCCUGAAGCCGGGCGGGUCUCUGGAUGCAGAGGUCAUGCUGAAGAACUUCUUGGGUCGUGAACCGAAGCAGGAAGCAUUCCUUCUGAGUAAAGGAUUGACCGUAGAGCUGGAGCAGGGCAAACCAUGCGCCUGUUGACCCCUGAACCCCCCAGUCACCCUGGCAACCGAGAUUGUAUUUGAGAGAACACAACCCAUUUUACCCUUGGUUAUUCUAUGAGCUUUUAGGAGCCCUUAGUGGCUUUUGUUUUCUUUUUGAUUUGUUGCAAUGGCUCUUAAAAUAACAUUCAAUCUGUUGAAACCACAAGGUUGCUGUCCAGUGCAUUCAUUCGUUAAACUGUGGAUUAACACAUCCUGGCUUUUAAUGGUUUCGUUAAGUACUUGAGAGCAACGGUUUACUAUAGCAUUCAGAGUCCUGGACUGGUCAAGUCAACACACAGUGUCAUCUUAAAUCUACUGUGUUGUGGGUCCACACACACACACACACACUAUUACAGGGAUUGAAGCUGGGUGAGGUUGAUUGUUGAUUAGACUUGCCAUGUGUCAAGUUUGGAAUUUAUUUGUUAACAAAAGGAAGCCUGAAGUUUUGUAUUCUGAAAGCAUCUUUCCAUUUGGGAUUUUUUUAGGGGUUUUUCUCCCGUCCCUCUUCUCCAGCUUCCAUCUCCUGUGCUUGUCUUUGGAAAUGAAUGUCUCCUUCAUUCUGGCUUUACAUUUCCAUGGUUUCAGGUUGCUUUUUUUUUUUUAAUUUAGAAACCUGAAUCCAAAUAAAGUGCAGUUUUACUAGAGUUUGAAAAUACACAAAGGUGUGACAGUCUUGAACUAUUGAGAGAAUAAUACAAAUCUGCAAAAGAUGAUUUUACAUAAUAGCACCAUAGCAAAUAUUCUGUAAGAAGUUCUGUUCCUAAGACAGUUAGUGUUAAACUCUGUAUGCUGUUCAGGCUUCAUCUGAUCCUUGGGGCACUUUGAGGCACCCUAGAGACCGAUUUUAUUACAUUGUGUGUGUUCAAAAGAAGAGUUUUCAAUUUGAUAUUAAUGAACUUGUGGUGGGGUUUAAAACAUAUGAUGGCAAAUCUGCCCCCUCCAGUCCCAAGUAUUUGUUCUAAAUUGUUUAGUUGAAUUAAUUACACCUCCACCCAGGUCCUCAACUAGGCAAUCAUUUAAUUUACCUGCCAAACCUGGAGUGGAAGGACCUGCCAGGGUUAAUGCUGCUUUAAAAUAUUCAAGCAUUUUGGGGUUUAUUUUCAGUUUAUUUAGGUCAUGUGGCAGAGUUUACACCUCUGCAGCAAUAUCCCCAUCGUAUUCCUGACCACCUUUUUAUUUGAUGUGUUUUGUUCCUGUUGGAGUGCAGUAUCUACUGAAUUCCUGCAUGUGGUGCUGUUCUCUCAGAUUCUAUAAUGCAUUCAAUAAACUGAAGGGUGACCGGUACAACAAAAAUGAAUACUAAAUUGCAUUGGUUUAGUGAUUGACAAACACAUGUUACAAUAAAGUUUUUAACACUG
This is a messenger RNA of Polyodon spathula (Mississippi paddlefish), 3529 nucleotides long. Its product is annotated as thimet oligopeptidase-like. NCBI's taxonomy places the organism in Eukaryota, Metazoa, Chordata, Actinopteri, Acipenseriformes, Polyodontidae. The transcript has 13 exons. Gene Ontology annotation, biological process: proteolysis; peptide metabolic process. The record is from RefSeq and is a predicted model, not a curated record. The coding region runs from base 109 to 2169 and encodes 686 amino acids. Gene Ontology annotation, cellular component: mitochondrial intermembrane space. Gene Ontology annotation, molecular function: metalloendopeptidase activity.